This is a messenger RNA of Epinephelus moara (kelp grouper), 5880 nucleotides long. It is a transcript of the gene baiap2b, whose product is annotated as BAR/IMD domain containing adaptor protein 2b. Gene Ontology annotation, biological process: positive regulation of actin filament polymerization; actin filament bundle assembly; actin crosslink formation. The record is from RefSeq and is a predicted model, not a curated record. The transcript is spliced from 14 exons. Gene Ontology annotation, cellular component: cytosol; nucleoplasm. Gene Ontology annotation, molecular function: cytoskeletal adaptor activity; protein binding. NCBI's taxonomy places the organism in Eukaryota, Metazoa, Chordata, Actinopteri, Perciformes, Serranidae. Bases 754 to 2373 code for a protein of 539 amino acids.
UAGAUAAAUAAAUAAAUAAAAUUAACCAAUAAACUAAACUAAACUAAAAUAAAAUAAAUGCAUAAAGAAAUAAAAUAAAAGCAUAAAGAAAUGAAUAAAUAAAUAAAUAAAUAAAUAAAUAGAUAAAAUUAACCAAUAAACUAAACUAAUAUAAAAUAAAAUAAAUGCAUAAAGAAAUGAAUAAUAAAAAAAUAAAUAAAAAAUUAACCAAUAAACUUAACUAAAAUAAAUACAUAGAUAAAUAAAUAAAUCCCCACAGACCCCCCGGAGGUCCAGCCCCCGGUGUCUUUAAAUCCUAGAAACGCCCCUGGCUCUGGUGAAGAAACAUUAAACUACUUAUUACUAUCAUAUCAACCUGUAGAUGAGACAGAUUCAGAUUAUCUGCUGGACAAUCUGCCGUUUAUCCAAAUAUUUAGUCGAUAACCUACAAAAAGAAGAAACCUCUCACAUGUCUCACGGACUCUGUCCUCUCCUUUAACCAGACGCAGUUGAGCCGUGCUCUGUAUUUCCCACCGCCCCUGAACGCAGCACCGCCCCUCUCGCGGUGAGUCCGCCUCUGCGCUCCAACCGGGAGCCGCCGACUUACUGACGGGCUGCGUGGGGAGCCGGUGUGGGCGCAGCGGAGGACUUUCCUAUAAAAGCCGGGAUCCCACGGCUGGACGAGCUUGUCUCAGUGUCCCCGGCAGACAGACACGUCCUCCCGCCGCUGCUCGGAUCCAUCGUCUCCGCCUCAACCGGAGGAAAUCUUAGUCUAUGGUUGUGACUGACGCUCCAACAAGGAUGUCCCGGACCGACGAGGUGCACCGUAUAACGGAGAAUGUCUACAAGUCCAUCAUGGAGCAGUUCAACCCCUGCCUGCGCAACUUCAUCGCCAUGGGGAAAAGCUACGAGAAGGCGCUCACCAGUGUCACAUACGCUGCAAAGGGCUACUUCGACGCUCUGGUGCGGAUGGGUGAGAUGGCCAGCGAAAGUCAAGGCUCUAAGGAUCUUGGGGAGGUGCUCUUUCAGAUGGCUGAAGUGCACAGACAGAUCCAGAUCCAGCUUGAAGAGAUGCUCAAGUCCUUCCACAACGAGCUGCUCACCGAGCUGGAGAAGAAGGUCGAGUUGGACGCACGCUACCUGAACGCUGCGCUGAAGAAGUACCAGAUGGAGCACAAGAGCAAAGGGGAGAGUUUGGAGAAGUGCCAGGCAGAGCUGAAAAAACUGCGCCGAAAGAGCCAGGGCAGCAAGCACCCGUCCAAGUAUGGAGACAAGGAGAUGCAGUACGUGGAGGCCAUCAGCAACAAGCAGAGCGAGCUGGACAACUACAUCGCCGAGGGCUACAAGAACGCUCUGUCCGAGGAGAGGAGGAGGUACUGCUUCCUGGUGGACCGUCAGUGCGCCGUCGCCAAGAAUAGCAGCGUCUACCACGGAAAGGGGAAAGAUCUUUUAUCCCAGAAGAUCCCGAUGUGGCAGCAGGCGUGCGCCGAGCCCAACAAACUGCCAGACCGUGCCAUGUUCCUGGCCCAGCAGAUGAGCGGUGCGGCAGGCGCCAUGGUCCCCGGUCAUCACCCAGGCAUGCCCAUCUCCGAGCCCAUCCCCGGUGCUAAACCCCUGCCGGUGCCUCCAGAGCUGGCGGCCCUCAGAGCCAGCGGAGGGAUGGGACAGCAGAGGCUGAUGGGUGUGGAGGGGGGCAUGCCGGUGAUGAACGGCACCGCCGGCGCUCAUGGAGGAGAGGACUACCAGCAGUGGAUGGAGGUCAAAGUGGCCCAGGGCAAAGUCUCACCACAGACCCAGCGGCACGGAGGGGAGGUCUACUCCAACACACUGCCUGUACGCAAGGUCGCCCCCGCCAAGGGCAAGACCACUCUGACGGAGACCCGCACACUGCCACGCUCCAGCUCCAUGGCGGCGGGACUGGAGAGAAACGGGAGGACCCGAGUUCAGGCCAUCUUCUCCCACGCAGCCGGAGACAACAGCACCCUGCUCAGCUUCUUCGAGGGCGACAUCGUGACCCUGCUGGUCCCCGAGGCCCGCGACGGGUGGCACUACGGAGAGAACGAGAAGACCAGGAUGCGCGGCUGGUUUCCCUUCUCCUACACCCGGGUCAUCGCUGAAGGUGACGGCAACUCCAUGAGGCAACUUCGAGUACACAACCUCCACGGGAAGAGCAGCAGCACAGGGAACCUUCUAGAGAGAGAGGACAUGGCUCUCCCUGCCCCUGAUUACGGCACCCAGUCCCGCAUGGCGGCACAGAGCGCCGCUGCGCUGCAUGGCAGACAACAACGCCCCUACAGCGUGGCGGGACCAGGCUUCUCACAGCAGGCGGUUGAAGAGUACGAGCCUCGCUUCCCCACAAGUUCCACAGAGGGCAAAUUGAUUUCGACAGUGUGAGGACAGACAGACAAACAGACUCAGCCAGACGAUGCGAUAGGACAGGCACCUCGCUGCCCCUCCACCACCCCCCUCCCCCAUCCUCACCCUCUCCUCCCCCGCCUCCCACUCAUGGCAAUAAACUCUCCCUGAGCCAAUCAAUGCGAGGAAGAGGCUUUGGUCUGUGUCCUCCCCCGCCUCUCUGAUCUCCCCUCCCCCCUCCUGACCUGCCCUGUGCUGCCUAACUGGCCGGUAGCCACAGCGGUCCGCCGGCGACGCCUCGGUGCAGCAGCCUCUGUGCCAGUCCAAUAUUCAGAAUCAAUGUGACGGACAUUUUCUGUGAGGAAAAUGUAUCUCUUGCUUGUCUUUCAUGCAUGUACAUUUGUUUAACACACGGCUGGGGGUUAUAUUUCCCCAGCAGAGGAACCUGGUUCCACAUGUCAGUGCUCUCCAUCAGAAUGACCAUGUAAUGGAACAUGUAAAUCAGGGUGUGAAAUAACGACGAGGAUUUUCAUGUGAAAACGACAUAAUCAAUAUUUUACUGGCUCUUUCAGUAUUUAACAUUUGAGCUUUUGAUGCUGUGAGCUUUUGUAUCCUCUGAGACGAGAGGCCAUGUAUCACGAGUAGUGAACUGCUGAUGUAAAUGUUUGAACUCACAGGACGCAGACGAUGUGACGGGGAUGUUUACUGUACAUAAAUGUGCCAUACAGAAGUGCUUGUCAUAACCUAUCUAUGAUCAGUUCAUUUAAUCAAUAAAACCCGCACCUUAUCAAAGUUUAUAUUUCUGACUGUGUGUGAACUCUAACGUCUUCGGCCUCCAUCACGGUGUGGAGGGACGCUGUCCUCAGACACACACACCCGGAGGCUCGGGGUCGAUAUUUGUGGGAGUGUGUGAAUAUCAUGCCAAGGCUGAAUGGGGUCGACUGUCCCUGAAUCACAUGACGUUUCUCAGUGUGGUGCUGAAACUUAUUCAUGAAGCAAAGAAACGUUCUCUGACUCCUGCUGCUGCUCAAACGUCUCAAUCUGCUGCUUCUUUCUGUUUCAUAAUCGGACGACGUCACUUUGGUAUUUAUCAGAAUAAAUAAUCACAUUUUGAAAACAUAAUUGGCCGACUAUAAAAAAUUCUGCGGCCUUGUUGAACCAUCGUUCAUGCAUGAAAGAAAAGACAACUGGUACUGUUGUUUGGCUCGGUGCACGUUCAGCACGUCCGAUUCAAUCACGUCUGUGAAUCGUUAAUUUAAAUGAAGAAUUCCAACCUGCUGUUUCCAUGGUCUCAUAAAGUUCAGUUAACAUUUGUGAAGUGAUGUCAGAGAGUAUAAAAUCUGGAGCUGCUCUGUGGACAAUAUCUAUUUUACACCCAGCUCUGAAACAGAAAAUGUUUCCAUAAACUCAAAACGUUCCUCGGGCUGCUCUCAGCGUCGUCUACAACAUCGUUCACCGUUUAUUGUUGCAGCCUAAAAUCCGCAGGCGACCAACUGUUGCCGUUCGAAGUGGCACAGAAGGUGCGUCUCUUUUAGCCGUUUUCCUCCUGCUCUCUCUGCACGGCUAACAUGAGCUAACACAGCACAAUAUGAUCUUGUCGCUACUCGUCAUAUUUAACACUUGGGCAGAAUCCUCGCUGCAGCAGUUAACGUCCGACACCGAGCCGUUAAUCACACAUCAACACCGAAACAUCUCGACUCUGUUAAUAUAAAUAAUCAUGGGUAACGUAAGCAGUGUGAUGCUAACAGUUAGCCCUGUCACUGUGUGCGUGACUCUGAGCUCCGGUCCUGCAGCAGUCUGAUGAUAAACAGAGAGAAUCAACACGCUGCACGCAGCUCAACAAUAAAAUUAGAUUUUACCCUUUAAAUCGGUACCUUUAAAGAGAUAGUGCACCCAAAAAUGUAAAUGCAGCCAUUAUCUACUCACCCAUAUGCCGAGGGAGGCUCAGGUGAAGUUUUAGAGUCCUCACAUCACUUGCAGAGAUCCAAGGGGAGAGGAGGUAGCAACACAACUCCACCUAAUGGAGGCUGACGGCGCCCCAGAUUCAAACGUCCAAAAACACAUAAUUGAAACCACAAAAUAUCUCCAUACUGCUCGUCCGUAGUGAUCCAAGUGUCCUGAAGCCCCGACAUAAAAAGUUGUUUGGAAAAAUAGGUCACACAGAAUUCACAGAGAUUGGUUGAAUUUGUGUUCAGCGACCGCAUCCUGGAGGGAGCGUUUUAUGGAGCAGCUUCGAACUUUAUACUUGAUGACAUCACAGAUUUGAGUGCGAGGACUCUAGUUUUUGGAUUUGGGACGUUUAUGAUUUUUACAAAUAUUUUUGGGCUGCCAGAGACCAGAGGAAUAACAUGUUAGAAUUUUGAAAAUUAGUUCAUCUUUAAGAUCGACAAUGACUCGGGGGCGGAGCCAGACGCUUCAAACAUUCACGGAUCAGAAUGAUUUCAAAUGAUUUAAGACAUCAGACUGAAUAUUUACAUCAUUUGCAAAAAUCAAGAUGAAAUCAUCCUGUAGAGCUGCAUCCUGUUUUGUAUCUUCAUCACUCUGACACCAGAGUCAUCCUCAGCAUUUGUUGAAGAUGACUCAUUUUCACUCCAGCCUCCUAAACAUCGUCUGAUAUUAUUUUUAAGUUGUAAACGGCAUCACUAAUCCAGAAACCGGUUUUUGUUUCGCUCUGCUGGAGUUCACAGAACGACUGAUAUAUCUGCCACGUUUAAUCCAUCCCAUAAUAAUCUGUGCUGCUCUAACUGCAAAUCAAGGAUCCCCACCAGGCCGAAUAAAUGUGUAAAACUCUGAGGAGCCCCAGAAGCCCCGCCUCCUCUCCACCCCUGAAAUGAUUGUCUGAUGAACGUGUGAUUGAAUCGAGGCGUCCGCGCUGUGAACAUAAUCAGAGUCUCUGUUGUAUCCGGGGCUCAUGUUUGUGCAGCCAUGAAGGGGGGAGGAGUUAAUGUGAUGUUGAAACCUCAUUCAGCCUUCAUCUUCUUCUUCUUCUUCUUCUUCUUCUGUUGUCUUUGUAAUUAAAAAGUAAAAAAAAAGCCCAGUGAGUAAAAGCAUCAUGUUCUGAAGAUAAAAGACUGUUUGUCUGAUUCUCUCUGUGCUAAAUAAAGAUGCUGGUCUGCUUGUCUGUAUGUCCGUCCAGUUAGUGCCUGUCUUUACUAACCCCUGUCCCUCUGUCCACAUCUGAUGUCCACUAACGAGCCCACUUAGAACGGGUCUUCCUCAUAUCGUUGAGGUUUUCACAGAAAUCUGGUCCCUGUAGUUUUUACCAAAGAGAAGAGGUGAACGUUUAGACUCCUUGUGCGUCCCCUGCUCUGCAGAAAUGUCCGUCCUUACCAGUUAUUUUUUAAGAGUCUUAAAAAAGAGAUAUUUUACAUGUGUUGCCAGCAGCUCUUCAGUGUCAGCUGCGUUUCUAUAAAUGAGACUCAAGUCAGGACAGACAUAUCUGCACUGUGGACAUGUUUCCUUGCUGUCUCUCUGCUCUCCUCUCUGUUUGUCUGUCUCCUAACACUCGUCUUCCCCCUCAGCUUUGCCAACUCCCCUUUUUCUCCA